This is a messenger RNA of Rubroshorea leprosula, 1195 nucleotides long. The record is from the annotation of a GenBank genome assembly. NCBI's taxonomy places the organism in Eukaryota, Viridiplantae, Streptophyta, Magnoliopsida, Malvales, Dipterocarpaceae.
AUUUUCAUCAGUAUCCAAAUUCGGAGAGAUAUAGAUCACCGAAUUCAGAGAGACGGAAAUAAAAAAUGGAGGGGAUAGAGCACAGAACUGUGAACGUCAAUGGCAUAAACAUGCACGUAGCAGAGAAAGGCAAAGGUCCGCUGAUUCUUUUCAUCCACGGAUUCCCGGAGCUCUGGUACUCCUGGCGCCACCAGAUCCUCGCUCUUGCCUCUCUAGGCUACCGUGCCGUGGCUCCUGACCUCCGUGGCUACGGCGACACCGACGUACCGGAUUCAAUCGGCAGCUACACUUGCUUCCACUUGGUCGGCGAUCUCAUUGCUCUUCUCGAUGCUAUCGCUGUGGACCAGGAGAAGGUGUUCGUUGUCGGCCAUGACUGGGGCGCAAUCAUUGCUUGGUAUUUGUGCUUGCUCCGGCCGGACAGAGUCAAGGCUCUGGUGAACUUAAGCGUACCGUAUCUCCGAUUUGAUCCAACAAAGAAGCCCGUCGACGCCUGGAGAGCUGCUUAUGGCAACGACUAUUACAUCUGCAGAUUUCAGGAGCCACGAGAAAUCGAAGCAGAUUUUGCACAGAUCGGAACGGAGAAACUUAUGAAGGAGCUCCUGGCAUUCAGAGUUCCAGGUCCUCUCCUUUUUCCUAAAGGUAAACCGUUCGGACAUCCUCCGGAGAGUCCCGUCGUUUUGCCUUCCUGGUUGUCAGAGGAAGAUGUCAAGUACUACAUUGGCAAGUUUGAGCAGACAGGUUUCACUGGAGGUGUCAAUUAUUACAGGAACUUGAAUCUAAACUGUGAAUUGUUGGCGCCGUGGGUGGGAAGUCAGAUCAAGGUACCGGUGAAGUUUUUGAUCGGAGAUCAAGAUCUUGUCUAUCAUAUGCCGGGAAUGAAGGAUUAUAUUCACAACGAAGGUGGAUUCAAGAAAGAUGUGCCAUUGCUGGAGGAAGUGGUUGUUAUGGAAGGAGUUGCUCACUUCAUCAACCAAGAGAAAGCGGACGAGAUCAAUAACCACAUUUUUAAUUUUUUCCAAAAGUUCGUUUAAAAGUUGCCUAGAACAAUUUCACGAUCCUUGUGUGUUAAUUGUUCUUAUUUCUGCUUUCUCUUGAGAAUAAAGGUUGAGUUUGACUAAGAAUUCAUCAAAUUGAGUGGGAAUACUGAGUGUAACCGACCAUUGUUACGACUCACGAAUAAAAAAAUCUGUUCUAA